This is a messenger RNA of Didymodactylos carnosus, 1384 nucleotides long. Lineage: Eukaryota; Metazoa; Rotifera; Eurotatoria; Philodinida; Philodinidae. The record is from the annotation of a GenBank genome assembly.
AUGGAUACAUGUAGCUCUGUAAAUGUGUUAACUACGAAUGAUAACGAAACGGACGUUCCUCCAACCCUUGUUCAUACCGAUAACACUAAUGAUGAUGAAAUCGAUGAACCGCUAUCUGUAAACAAUGAUCAUGAUGAGCAAGAGCCGAGUUUAAGCGAGAGUAGUGGUGAAAGCGAUAUCGACGAGAUAAUUUUAUCCUUAGAUGACAACAAACAAACAAAACUAUUUUCAACAUGUCCAUUAUCCAUUUAUGAAGCGUCAAUUUCGAUUAUUAAAUUAUGUCGUCGUUUAAAUUUAAAUAAAGCUGGUAUUAAGACUUCACUACAUGGAUUUCGUGAAAUAUUACCAAUGGCUAAUAAAUUACCUCUUACUGUUCCAGGUUUAAUGAAAAUCGCAGGUAUGGAUUGUUCUAAAAAAGUAACUUAUUACUGUCGUGAGUGUCUACAUCGACUCAAUGCACCCAUGCAAUCUGAAUAUUCAAAUUUAUGCUCACUAAAUAAUCAACGUCGACCUUUUAUGAACGUUAGUGAAUUGGUGAUUAAUGAUAUUCACUAUGAGAUUCGUACAACAGCUGAACGUUAUAUGGAUUUAAUAAAUGAAUAUCCACAACGUGCGAAAGAUUUAUUGCCUUGUGAUAUAAUUAAUGGUACAGUAUAUAAAAAAUUAACCGAAAAUAACCUGAAACAAUUAACUAUUAUGUUACAUACAGAUGGUGCACCGUUAACAACGGUGGGAGGAAAGUCACUCUGGCCAGUUCAAGCGACACUUGUCGAAAUUCCACCCCCCAUUCGAGAUCAUAUUGGUGCCAUAAUGGUUUUUGGUGCUUGGUUAGGAGGCAGACAUCCAGAUAGAGAUCUAUUAUGGGGAGGAAUUGUACAACAAAUUAAACAAAUGGUUCACAAUGGCAUUAGAAUCAAAAUAGAUGAUACUGUUCAUGAACGUUUUAGUGUACGUGUUCAAUGGGCAACAUUCGAUUUACCAGCACUUGCCUUAAAUUGCAACAUCACACAAUUUAAUGGAUAUGACGCUUGCGCCGAUUGUAAAGUACAUGGUGUUGCUAUUGGUAAACAAAUUUAUUAUCCAUAUUCCGCUCAACCAUCUCCACCAAAAACAGAUAAUGAUUAUGUAAUAUUAGGAAGAACAACUAAUUCACCGAAAUCAGCUUUACAUGGGGUUAAAGGAUCAACACCCUUAACCGAAAUACUACUACUUCCUACACAAAUCCCAAAAGAUUAUAUGCAUCUAGUCUGUGCAGGACAUUUUAAAACAUUAAUUAAUUAUUGGAAUAAUUUAUUUAUACCUGAUGUAUUUGAUCAUGGAUCACGUUUUUUGUUAACUGUUAUUUUACCACAUAGUUUUAAUUACCAAUUUUUGCCAUUAACUC